AGUAAUUUCUUAUGUUAUCCUCAGAAAUGUUGACAAAUAAGUAUAUUUUAAAAUUUUUUAAAGGAAGAAACCAUAGAUAGAUAUUAACAUCUUAUUUUAAGAUACAUUAAAUUUUAUAAAUACUUUGUUUUAGUUGUUAGCAGUAACAGAAGAGAGAGGGAUAAUUUGUUUUCCCUAAAAUAUUCCAUUUAAAAAGGAGGAGCAACACAGGAGAAGUGAAACAGUGGUUCAGUUGAAUUGUCUGUGAUGGUCGGAGGAGCCUAGUGUCCCCACACAGACUAGCCAUUUUUGUUGUGUUGGUUUAAUUGAAAGGGUGUCCCUUAGCUAAAGCCCUUUCGCCAGCAAGUACGGUUUAGUUAUGAGAGGUCUCUAGUCCUGACCCCAGAAAGGUCUUGCAAGAUUUGAGGGAUAGGAGUUAAACAAAAUUGAGGGUGUAUAUUUAGAUUACUUUCUAAGUUUAGCAACUAGGGAAGUUACAGAAGGUAGUUUUAAGGAUUCCAUACCUCUUGAAUUGCUUAUAACUCUUAAAUGGGAACAGAGUCCAUCUCUGAAAGGUUAUAUCAGGCCAGAAAUGGCAAUCUGCCCUCAAAAACAACCAGUAGGAUUCAGAAUAUAGAUAAGAAUUUUACAGCAUCAUUUGUUGUCCAUUAUAGUUAGGGAAUGUUAGGGCAAGUUAAAGCUUUCAGGUAAUUUUAGCUGUUUUGGAUGAUAAUCUUUCUGAACCUAUGAUGUACUUUCUCAGUUAACAGAGUACAUUAACCAUAAUUAAAUAUUUUUGCUGAUCAUUUAUAUUGUACGGUGGUUGUAUCUUAUAGGAUGUAAAGUUAAAGGGACAUGCAUCCUAGGAGAUAAUCAGGAAAAUACAGUUCAGAAAAUCCGUUACUUGUUCCUGGUACUAGUGAUACGUAAGUGUUGAACCUAUAGGACAGUAUGACCAUGCUGCUUUUUUCUUCAAAAUAAAUAGUGAAUCAAAGAUUGUAGUGUUCUUUUCAGUGGAUUUUCUUCAUAAAAUCACCUUGACUGUAAUCUGUGUUCCUUGAGUUGUCAUCAACAUCGAGAGCAUUUUCUCCUCAUUUUCUCUCAUUAACAUAAUGGAUCAUUUAUUUCUUGGUCAGUUGUAAAUCAUUCUUCUGUUCCACUUGGAUUGUUCAUUUUAAGUGAAGGAGGCGUAGCCUUUAAUGUGUAAGCACACAGUUUUUGAAAUGAUAAUGGGAUAUAUCUAGUUUUAGACCUUGUGAAUUCUUUUGACAUUUUAAGAAAUUUUAACAUUAAACGGUUUUAGUAAAUAUAGGAUUUUAUCAGAGGUCCAGGCAUAUCAAAACACCGAAAACUGUUAACAUCCACACAGUGAAUUCAUUUAAAAAAAACUAGUUUUGAACUCUGACUGAUAUUUCUGACUACAGUACAAUUCAGAAAACAAUAAUAGUAUCACCUCCUACAUCUCUGCAUCGUUCUUGGAUUUUCUACAUUUUAGCUCUCCUGAAGGAAACCUGUGCUUUUGAGACAUUCUUGCUUCGGGUAAAAAUAAAUAAAUAAAACCAAAGAAAUCAUUUUGUCUAUCAGUGCAUAAGCUUUAUAAGCAGCAAGUAAACACUUUGAUUUGGUUUGAUUAAGGUGUCAUAUAGGGAUAAAUGUUAGUGAGCUACAUCUUUAAGAUGGAUAGCAGGAAGUUAAGGGCAAGUAAGGUGUCAUGGAUGUGGGUGAGGGUUAGUGAGUCAGUGUUCAGUACCAGGUGGCUCAUAUAAACAUUAAACCUUGGAGUUGCUAGGGAUUCAGGCAAAUUCGGGGUUGCAAGGAUAGGCAGAGGGCUUAAAACUGGGCAAGACUAGAUAAAUGAGACAGGUACUCCUCAAGAAUGGAAUUCCAGAAAGGUGCUUGAAAUGGACUGAAUCCUAAAAGCUCAGGGCUAUUAGUAUUGAGGACACAUACAUGACUGUACUACCCAACUUAAUAAUCAGUGUAUGGAAAAAUUGUAGGUAAGAAGAUGAAGAAAGUUGGAACAUUUUGCUGGAGAAAGAGGGAGGGAGUGGGCGGAAGGCUAAGUUUAUGACAGGAAUCUUAUGGAUUCAGCACCUGCAAAAGUCAUUCUAUUCCUUUCCAGUUUAAGUUCUCAUACACUAGCAGCUGCUAGGAUAGAAAUUAGAAGGCAAGGCCUUUUGAUCAUUUAAUCAGUUAUGUAAGAUUAUUGAGGAUGUAGAGAAAAGUAGUUUGUAAAAACUCUGAAUUUAGGUACAGUUUUGUGUUUUAACUAAGUAGCUUAAGACUUGAAAAGUCAAAGCCAUUAGAAAAUAACAUGUAACUCAGCUGAAUAAAUGUUAUAUUUUGCUAUUUAACAUGGGCUAGAGAAAGGAGUCUUUAAAACUUUUUUCUUAAAAAAGCACUCCCUAGAUACUGAUCCUUAUGUUCUAAUUUAGUUGUGAACCAUGUGCAAUGAUGUUUGACCUCUGUGAUUCUACAUGAAAAGAAUUUAACCAGCUGCCCUUGCUGAAUCUUUUGUCAUGUCUCCUGAAUGCAUGGUAAAUUGUUUUGUUUUUAUUUUCUUGAGACCUCAGUUUUCUGCAGACAUCAGUUUUUUCUUUCAGAGUUAAACUUUACAAAACUUUUCCUUUCAAUAAAAUUGGUUAGAUAUUUAUGGAUAGUGUCUAUAGUGUAUGUACCUUGCUGUUUGGUGGCUUCUAUAUUCUGUCCUACUGCUAUGUUAUACAUUAUACUCUUCUCUGUCUCUUGAGGGUGUGUUUUAGAUCAGGGUUGGCACUAUGGCCCCCUCGCUUUUUGUAAGUUUUGUUGGAACAUAGUUGUGCCCAUUUGUGUAUAUAUGGUCUAUGGCUACUUUGCUUUGCAGCCGAGAUAUAUAGCUGGUAAGUUUAAAGUAUUUGCCAUCUGGCCCUUUAAGAAAAAGCAUGCUGACCAUUGUUCUAGAUCAGUGUUUCUCAAAAGUGUGGUGCCUGAUCAACUUUAGCAUCACCUGGGAACUUGUUAGACAUACAGAUUCUGGGACCUACCACUCCAGGCCUACCAAAUUAGACGUUCUGGGGUUGGGUGCAAGCAAUUUGUGUUUUAAGACGCCUUCCACAUGACUCUGAUGCACAUUAAAAGUUUGAGAAACCCUAUUCUAGAUAAAUGUUUCCCAAAUGUUAGUCACACAUAUCACUUUACUAUUUUUUACCCUGUUUUAACAUUUUUAAUUGUCAACUCACUUUCUGAAAAUUUAAGCUAACUUUAAAGUGAAAGCUUAUGUCACCAGAAAAAUAAAUACAGUGAAAACAACAUGGUGUUAUAAGAGAAAACUAGAUUCUGCCGUCAUUUACCUGUGCUAAAAAUUAGAGCUCAUUAGACGUAUUAAUUAAACACAUACUAGGCAGUAAAUGGGAACUUUUUCUUGACUUAAUCAUGAUAUUUAAUCACCACUAAGUGAUUGAGUGGUGUUCAAAAUGUCAUGCUGGUGAAAUUAUGUAACACCUAAAAUCACUUUUUGUACAAAUUCCAUACUUUAGGAAAUGCAGUUCUAGUUCCUUACAUGGAAGGAAAGCUGUUUGAACUCUACAUAUCUAAGCCCCUAAGUAGAAAUGACUUUUCCUUGGAAAUAGAAAUACACACGCAUAAGAUGGAAUGAUACAGAAGUCCCUAGAGAGGUCCAUUCGGACUUCUAGGAUGAAAUUGCCUAUUUAGCUUGGUCUUAGCUCUCCAUUAAUGUUCCGGUCUGUGGUGGUCAGUAUUUCUGCAGGAUUUCACCAACUUGUUCCACAGUGGGAUUGUGAAAAGGUGCUGGUUUUUUGUCAAAGAAAACUCAUGGACUACAAACAGGAGAAGUGCUGUGAUUCUGCAUUAUGGGCAGGCUAAGGAAAACAGUUGAUUCACCUCAGAUUUUAGAAACCAUGUAUUUUGAGAAAUUAUGGUAUGAGAAUAAAUGAUUUAAUUUGCCUCAUAGUAUUACAGGGAAUACUUCCCCAGACAUGGUAUUCUGAUACUGGCUGAAAUGUUUAGGAUGUAGUAAUUGUUGGUGCGACUAGAACCUGAAUAUCUCUAGGUUGCUGGCUUGCUUCAGAUUUUUCUUGCUUUAUUUUUCUUAUAGAUUAUGGACAUAUUUGCUGCUUUUGUCAUUUGACUCUGCAAUAAAGUAGUAACAUAAGACUCUGACCCUAGAUGGACUGAAAGUCUAGUAGGGAGUGAAGAUGUAUAGUAAGUGAUAAAUUCUGUAUGCUGAUUGCAUAUAUAGAUACCUAAUUUUGAAAAAAUGUUAAAAAAUAUAAAAGACCGCCAAACACCUCUAAGACUGAACAAAUGUUUUGUAAGUUUCCCUUAAGUUAAAAAAAAAUUUAAAGUGUUACAAAUUAAGUCUCUUAGGUUCUCCUUCACAGUUUUAGUCCUUUCCCCCAAAGGCAUUUUUUGUUAAUAUGUCAGUGGAUUUUCCUCUGUGUUGUUUCAGUACUUAUAAGGCUCAGUCUCCUUCUUCAUGCUAAUCUGUUUAUUCAUUUUAAAUUCCUUUAUCAUUGAGUUGUCUGUCACCUCUAUCCUUUGAUAUUCUCAUUUCUUUCCAUUUUUGUUUCUUUACUUUGUUUUAGAUUUGGGGAGGCUCUGCUUAGCUUUUAUAGCAAUCACCAACCAUUGAAAACUUGCCUCAUUAAUAGACAGAUCUGCCAAAUACUUUUUGUUCUGCUCUUUUCAGCUAUUUUUUCAUAGCCAGAGAUAGCUUUUGUUACUUCUAAUUUUGUGUAUAAAACAUUGUGGAUGAUAGAAGGCACCAGAUAUCCAGAGUAUGAGUAUUAUUGUAUCAGAAUUGCAGCUCUGUAAGUAAGCAUCAAAAUAUAAAAUUUAGCAGGCUACAACUUUUUAAUAAUUGACUUCGUUUAAUGGCAUAUACCAUAAAACAAAGUAUAUGUAAUCCACUUUUAGGACUACAUUUAUGGAUAACUAUUUAUUCAAGACACACUUCUAAUGUGUGCCUUAAAUCUAAGAGGAGCGACAUGUUGAUUUCCUAAAGCAUAUAUCCCCUGGCGGAAAUGUGAUGGCACUGACCCCUGCCAGUGGCCAAGACUCUGCUUUAUAAUGAGAGAAAAUAGGGUUGUGGCAAGGGGUGGAAUAGAAUUCUUGGAAUGCAGCUACUUUAGUAUUUAUUUUUGAACGUUUCUUUUACCAUUCUGUUAGCUCUUAAAGACUCUGAGUAAGCUUUUUCUCCUACUACAAGGCUGUUUCUCUGUUUCAUUCCUUAUAAUUUUUUUGAUAUGGAUUUUCACAGACAAACAGACUGGAAAAUUUGAAAAAUUAUUUUAGCAUUAUUUAUCUUUGAUAUUCAGCAAGAACGAACUUGUCUUGAAAAUUUCUUCUGCAGCAGGCAUUGCAUUUUAAAAAUGGGCUUGUCAUGGGGAAUAUGAUGGUGGGGGUGAUACAAGUACCGAUUUGUGAUGAUAAACCUAUAGGACCAUAUGAAAGAAUUAAGAGGGCUAGCCUUGUAAUACCCUAAUUUUUUUGGAUUUUUCUAGGGGAAAGGAAAGCCUCUACUAGUACUCAGGAUAAUUUCCUAAGUUCUGUUAGAAAGAAAUGACUUGAUAUUUCAUUUGGAAGGGAAAAUGCCCUCAUUAGUUUUUCCUGCUGCCAUCUUUGACUUGAGUAUUUUUUCUUUCCUUAUAUAAUAAAUAUGUUCCUGGAAAGUUGCAUAUGUACCAGAUCGUAUUAAAUAUUUUCAAAGCAUCAGUAAUCAUUAUUUUAAGACAUGGUAGUGAAUGCUUUCAUAAAAUGAACUUAUACUUUGUACUGUAUAAAUAUAUGAUGAAUUAAACUGAGUGUAUUUAUUAACAAGGUAAAUGGAGUAAUGAGUUUUUUCUUUGAAGAUUAUUUAAAAGGAUCCUUAUAGGUGAGCUUUAGGCUAAAUUUAGGCUGUAGAUGAGCUUCAGGCUAAAGGAAUAGCAAAGGUAGGUUGGAGAAGUUAGGGGUUGGUGAGACUGUUGCAGAAAGCUGUAAAAAGGAUCAAAUUUGUUCUUUACUAUAAUAGUUACUGUGCAGCAGUAGCUAUUAUCUUGGUUCCACAAGAAGACCUAAGAGUUUCACGAAAAGAUACGAAGAUGAGUGUUUACCAGUACAGGACAGGUCUUUUCCCGCUCUGUACUAGAUUAGAAAUUGGUGUUUAUAUAGUUUCCACAUUCUAUGGACUCAUAGCUUAUGUUGUAAGAAAUGGUAAUAAGGUGAGACAUUUGAAGAUACGAGGGCACAGGGAAAUAAGAAACUUUAAGCUUAAAGAAACUUAAAGACUAUUCACUGUUCUUUCUAGCUCUGGCUUUUAUUUGACUGAAAGAGUAGGAAAUUAUUUCAGAGGGAGUAAGCCUACCCUGCUCCAGCCAACAGUGACACACGGCCCCAACAAGUAUACCUGUGGGGAGGGGAGGGAUUUGAUUGUCACAUCAGAGAACGUGGGAGAGCUUUUCCCCUCUUGGCCCCGUUUAUAAACUAAGAUGCUUCUGUUUGCUUUGUGUGCUGUUGAGUUUUUCCCUCUCUGUUUUCUCUAAGCUAAGCUUUAAGCUAAUUCUGUACAAAAGAAAUACUAAUUAGUUGUUUUUAUAAAUUGCUUGCCAUUAAUGCCUGAUAAAAUGCAGUAAAAUAAGGAUUCUGCAUACCAUUAUAUAUGUCAAAUAUUACAAACUUUAAGGUUCUUUUAAAAUUACAAUACUAAACUCAGUUCACUUUUGCUUAGCCUUCACAGUUGUUGAUCACAUAGCAUGGUCAUCCACUCACAGCUUAAAAAAAUACAGGGAGCAUCGGAGAGAAUGGGAGAUACUACUCGUCAGCGAAUCAAAUUCAGUGAUGACAGAGUGUGCAAGAGUCACCUUCUCAACUGUUGCCCCCAUGAUGUCCUGUCUGGAACUAGAAUGGAUCUUGGAGAAUGUCUGAAAGUCCAUGACCUGGCUUUAAGAGCAGAUUAUGAAAUCGCAUCCAAAGAACAAGAUUUUUUCUUUGAACUUGAUGCUAUGGAUCAUCUGCAGUCAUUCAUUGCAGAUUGUGAUCGAAGAACAGAAGUGGCUAAGAAAAGAUUAGCAGAAACUCAAGAAGAAAUUAGUGCUGAAGUUGCAGCGAAGGCAGAACGUGUUCAUGAGUUAAAUGAAGAAAUUGGUAAAUUGUUGGCCAAGGUGGAGCAGCUAGGAGCUGAAGGAAAUGUGGAGGAAUCCCAGAAAGUAAUGGAUGAGGUGGAAAAAGCACGGGCAAAAAAAAGAGAAGCAGAGGAAGUUUAUCGGAAUUCUAUGCCGGCUUCCAGUUUCCAGCAGCAGAAACUUCGAGUCUGUGAAGUUUGCUCUGCCUAUUUAGGUCUUCAUGAUAAUGACAGACGACUGGCUGAUCAUUUUGGGGGUAAACUGCACCUGGGAUUUAUUGAAAUAAGAGAGAAGCUUGAAGAAUUAAAGAGAGUUGUAGCUGAGAAGCAGGAGAAAAGAAACCAAGAACGCCUGAAAAGAAGAGAAGAAAGGGAGAGAGAAGAAAGGGAGAAGCUGAGGAGGUCUCGCUCACAUAGCAAGAAUCCUAAAAGAUCCAGGUCCAGGGAGCAUCGCAGACAUCGGUCUCGCUCCAUGUCACGAGAACGGAAAAGGAGAACUCGAUCCAAAUCCCGGGAGAAACGCCAUCGCCACAGGUCCCGCUCCAGCAGCCGUAGUCGGAGCCGCAGCCACCAGAGAAGUGGGCACAGUUCUAGAGACAGGAGCAGAGAGCGAUCGAGGAGGAGAUCCUCAAAAGAAAGAUUCAGAGACCAAGACUUAGCAUCACGUGACAGAGACAGGAAUUCAAGAGACAGAUCACCUCGUGACAGAGAUCGAAAAGAUAAGAAGCGGUCCUAUGAGAGCGCUAAUGGCAGAUCAGAAGACAGGAGGAGCUCUGAAGAGCGCGAAGCAGGGGAGAUAUAAUUAGAUGUGUACAUAUCCUCAAUCCUUAAGCUUCUUCUGGAGUUACAUACUAUUGUUUAGUUUACAGCUGUUCGGGGUGGCACAGUGAGCAGUUCCAGACACCGAUCCAGCUAGGCUAGGUGUACAGCAUCUAACUCAGUCUGUACUUGUUUUCUUUGAUGAAGCCUAAAACUACAUCCAUAGUUUCUGGUGAACCUGUAAUACACUUCUGAAAGUCCAGUUUUAUAUAAUAAGACACAGAUGUCUUUAUUCUUUCUAGUAGGACUGAUAGUGGGUGAAUUGUGUUACAUGCCUUGGGAUUUUUUGAACAUUUGUAAAAUGCUGUCUUCCUCUGUAGUCCCAAACAACAGCGACUUUGGGUAUUUCUUUUUAAUCCUUCUUCCUUUGACUCUAUAUCCCCUGACACUUCUACCCUCUAGUGGUAAGAGAAAGGGGUACAAGGAAGCAAUAUAACUUCUGUUCUAAGGUUCUAUUCCCAUUAUUAAUUACUAGCUGAUUACAGUUCAAAACAUUUAUACUGGAAUGUGUGCUGGAGAAAUUCAAAAUAUGAGGCGUUUUGUUUGUCUAACGGUGCCUAUUUUAGAGUUGGAAGUUGAACAGCUGUUGCAUUACAUACUUUGCUUUUUUAUUGAAAUUUUGAAAUCAAACAUGUCUUGAUUUUUCUGUUCUUCUUGAAUAGCUACAUUCAGGAUGUUUUGAGAUGGGGGUGGGGGCAGGGACUUUCAUAAGCACUUGUUUUAUUUUGUGUGUGUGGAGUACAAAGAUGACACCCUUAUUGUAAAAAAUAAUAAAGUGAAAGAAUCACCACCACCAUCAUUAAACUGUAACUUGUCUAGUAAACUGUCACUAGAGCUGUUUGCGGUGGCCAUUUCUAUUCUGUUAUUCUAGUGCCUUACUGUGCAAGGCACCAAAGGAAAGAAAUGUAUACUUACAGAGAUUCAAGCUGAAUUGUUGCUCCACCUGGGCCCUUGCUGAUUAUAUUCCAGCUGCUUCAGGACUGUAACAACCACUGUAGAGAAGGACCAGACCUGCAGAAGAAAUUGGGUUUGUUUUGUUUUUCUUCACAUUAAACAAACCAAAAUAAAAACAUGGUGUAACCAGUGUAAA
Bubalus bubalis (water buffalo) is the source of this 8987-nucleotide messenger RNA. Its product is annotated as putative RNA-binding protein Luc7-like 2. NCBI's taxonomy places the organism in Eukaryota, Metazoa, Chordata, Mammalia, Artiodactyla, Bovidae. Gene Ontology annotation, biological process: mRNA splice site recognition. Gene Ontology annotation, molecular function: mRNA binding. The record is from RefSeq and is a predicted model, not a curated record. The transcript is spliced from 10 exons. Gene Ontology annotation, cellular component: U2-type prespliceosome; U1 snRNP. Bases 6711 to 7880 code for a protein of 389 amino acids.